Molecule: messenger RNA, 3323 nt
Organism: Phyllotreta striolata
Lineage: Eukaryota; Metazoa; Arthropoda; Insecta; Coleoptera; Chrysomelidae
Source: the annotation of a GenBank genome assembly
AUGUCUUCUAAGUGGACUAACUGGAGAGAACCUUCUAUAAACUUGCCCUCCUGUUCAACCGAAGAAGUCGUCGAUGAAUUUGUUUCUACAAAAUUUAACAAACACAAGAAGAAAAUUAACGUUUUAUCGGACAGCGAAGAUGAAGAUGCUCAAGAAUAUAUCGAAGAUGAUGAUGAAGAUGUCGACGAUGCUGAUAGAGAACGUAGUGAUGAAGAUAUCCCAGACAGUUUUAUUCUAGUGACCGAAUCCCAACAUAUGGAAGAACAUAUUAAACUGGAAAAAAUAAAAGUUGACAUACGUACAAACACUGCUUCAUUGAAUAACACGAAUUUAUCCAACCUCCCAGACAACGGUUUGUCUAUAAAAACCAGACAAAACACGUUGGAACGAGCUUACGCGGAGCAGGAAUCGAAAAUAAGGAAAUUAAAAGUAGCACCGAACAAAAAGAAAUCGCCCCUUGCGCCUUGGGCGAAAAUCGCAGCCAGCGCAAGAGCCGUACAACCCAAGACAUUCGGAAAGAAAGCCCCAGCGACUAUCGAUCUACAAUGGCAAUUAACCAUGGAUAGAUUGCAACAAUUGCACAUCUCCAUAGAAAAUCGACCUAAGGACACUGACCUCAUGGCACCCCCCGAAGGACUAAAAGUCGAAUUGAAGGUACACCAGAGGAGCGCCUUGUCUUGGUUGAUCUGGAGAGAAACUCAAAAACCGCCCGGUGGCAUCCUAGCUGAUGAUAUGGGCCUCGGGAAAACCCUAACGAUGAUCUCGUUGAUAUUGAAGAGCAGAGAACUCGAUCGAAAUGGGAUAAAUCGACGCUCUAGUGACAAAGACAAAGGCGGGACUCUUGUAGUGUGCCCGGCAAGUCUCCUAAAUCAAUGGUCCAAAGAGCUGGUUCAAAGGACUGAAGAUGGACUGUUAUCGUUCAAUUUACACCACGGUCCCAAAAGGGAAACUAAUGCCGAAACGCUCGCCGAAUACGACGUGGUUUUCACUACAUAUAAGCUUGUGAGCGGCGAAUUUGCGAAGAAAGGACCCCUAUUUAACGUGGAAUGGUCGAGGAUAAUCAUCGACGAGGCUCAUGAAAUUCGCAAUUGCAAAUCCAAAACGAGCAAUGCCGUUUGCGAAUUGCAUUCGAAAUGUCGAUGGGCCGUGACGGGUACUCCUGUACACAACAAGGAAUCGGAUAUGUACGCGCUAUUGAAAUUCUUGAGAUGUACCCCGUUCGAUGAUUUGACCAUUUGGAAGAGAUUGAUCGACGACAAGUCGGAAGGAGGCUUCGAACGAUUGCGCACGGUAAUUAUACCCUCCAUUAUGUUGCGAAGAACGAAAGAUGAGUUAUCGAAUAUGAAACUUUUGAACGUUCUACCGGAACGAACGUACGAAAUGAUUAAUGUUCCUCUAGACGCCGAAGAACACGAAAUUUACAAUAACAUUUUGAUCCACUCCAAAACGUUGUUUGCCCAAUUUCUCCACCAGCAGGCCGAGAAACGUGAAGAGAAGCGAAUCGAUAUCAACUCAAAACCAAACGAGGUAGAUUUCAAAAUGAGACAAAGCUUGCUCGAAUUAAAGGAAAUCAAAAAACAUGAAAUCUUAGUUAGGCUUCUCAGAUUAAGACAGAUUUGCAACCAUCCUUCGUUGAUAAUUAAUAUGUUGAACGAAGAUAACGACGUUAAUGUAUUGGGAGACGAUAUCGAUGAAUUGGAGGCUGAAAUGGAGGGUUUUAAUAUACGAGACGAAUUACAAAAUUUGUCCUUAUCGGAUCAUCCGAAUGGAAACAAUUCGAAAGAGGCCGCCAAUGCUGUAAUAAAACCAUCGCAUCCGAUAUUCGAAACGACGCGAAUGAGUUCCAAAAUGCGCGUGUUAUUCAAACUUAUUGAAGAGAAACUUUUAAACAACGAUGAUAAAGCAGUGGUCGUGUCCCAAUGGCCGAGUUUCCUGCGUUUAAUAGGUCAUCAUUUGAAGGAACAAAAUAUACCGUUCUGCCAGUUAGAUGGAAAAGUACCUGUAGCUAAACGACAGGAAAUCAUUGAUCAGAUUAACGACCCCAAAAGUUCGACUAAGAUCCUGUUAUUGUCUUUAAAAGCUGGAGGCGUUGGUUUAAAUUUAAUGGGUGCAAAUCACUUGUUUAUUAUGGAACUUCAUUGGAACCCCCAAAUGGAAAAUCAGGCCGUUGAUAGAGUGUAUAGAGUAGGCCAAGAGAAGCCUGUAUUUAUUUAUAAACUCAUGGCUGCGGAAACCAUCGAAAAGGGAAUAUUAGAUAUACAGAAGAAAAAAAUUAAUAUUGCGGAUAGCAUGUUUACCGGCACGAAAUCCGUGGAUAAAAAUGAGCUUACAUUGCAAGAUUUAAAACAAUUAUUCCAAAUGUGAUUUGAAUAUUCUACUAUUAUUUUACUACUAACUAUUUUAUAAACGUUCUAUAUUUUUACUAUAAAAUAUUUUUCUAUACAAUUUGAAGAAGUGAGGUUAAGUGGAGGAUACGUAAUUAAAUCAACUCUUACCAAACAGCCAUCACCACAAAUCUUAUGAAUGCAGUUAUGAAACAGAUAUUUAAAUUUAAUCAAUAAUGCUAAUCAAGUUAAUUCGGUUGGUAUUUAUAUUUGUUCAUUUGACAAUUUCUUGAUUUGUUAACAUAUGGUUCCUUGACUUCAUUUCUUAUUAUUCUUAUUAUAUUCUUAUUAGUCUUAUAUUUUUUGUUAUUGUAAUAAAUAUUUUAUUUUGUUAAUGGGAAAGUCCCGCAAAUAAAUAAAUGUUUAUAUUUUUGAUUAAAUAAAUUUUAAUAUUGUGUUAUAUAAUUGUUGUACAAUUAUACGGGGUGUCCUGAAAGUGUGGGAAAUCUCUCGGAUCCAUAUACAUAUAGAACAUCCAAAAAAUAAAAUAAGAAGUUCCUACAAAGUUUUUCAAAAUGGCGCCUAACUGUCAUUUUAAAAGUUUCAACUGUCAUUUUUACGUCGAUAAAUAGUAUUUUUACACCAAUAUAAACACCCCAAAUUUCGCGACAAAAGCUCUUACCAUUCAAAAGUUAAAGGGGGGGCGACGGACUUUUGGUCCUCACCGUAUAAAUGAAACCCGAACCUGAAAUUUAAUUUUUUCAGAACACCGAUUUUUAAAAAAUUUUUUUUAAGAUAUCGGUAUGUGCGAAGGCGGCAUUUGAAACAUUUUCGAUAAAGUAAUUUCGCUAAGUUGCUGAUCAACAGGAACUCUAGUAUCGUAUAAAGAAGGCGCUUGGAAAAUUAUCCCGCAAGUACCGCCUAUGCACGCAAACGUGAACACCCAGAGGAAAAAUCGAUCCAAAACCAUCGAGACGAAUUUCCAAUCUUCAACCACCU